Molecule: messenger RNA, 975 nt
Organism: Spinacia oleracea (spinach)
Lineage: Eukaryota; Viridiplantae; Streptophyta; Magnoliopsida; Caryophyllales; Amaranthaceae
Product: zinc finger BED domain-containing protein RICESLEEPER 1-like
Exons: 2
Coding region: 1-975 (324 amino acids)
Molecular function (GO): protein dimerization activity; DNA binding
Source: RefSeq, a predicted model, not a curated record
AUGCUUGACCGCUUCAUUUUCUUUAGAGAUGUUAUUGAUCAUGUGGUUAGUCUGGAUAAGGAUCUUAAAGUGUUUGCUCUCACAUUGGAAGAGUGGGUUAGAGUUUGUGAAUUGCAUGCAUUCUUGAAGCUCUUUUAUGAUGUUACAAAUACAUUUUCGGCUUCAAAACACCCGACUUCAAAUCUCUAUUUUGAUGGUGUAUGGAGGAUCCAUAAAAAGUUGAUAGAUGUUACAAACGGACCCUUAAGUAGCUUGUCUUCUAUGGUCAAACCUAUGAAGGAUAAAUUCGAUAAAUAUUGGUUUGAUUAUAGUCUUGUCCUCUCGUGUGCUGCUGUUUUGGACCCCCGAUUAAAACUAGGCAGAGUUGAAAAUUGCUAUGAAAAGUUGUUUGGAGAGGUAUAUGCUAAGAAAAUGGUUGAACGUGUUAGAAACACUUUGUUUGAUUUGUUUGAUGAGUACAAAGAUGUCCAUACUGCUAGUUCUCCUAAUCUGGCAACUAGUAGUGGUGCCCCUAGUAUUUCUACUGUUGUUGGAAGUAAUGCGGAACAAAUGGAUGAAAUACAUGAUUAUAAGGUAUUCUUGAGUAAGAGAAGGAAAGCAGAUAAUGUCAAGAGUGAAUUGGAGAUUUAUUUAGAGGAAAAGAAUCCGGAUGUGACAGAAAAAUGUGACGUGCUGUCAUAUUGGAACAAAAAUUCUGUCCGUUAUCCGAAUCUUGCAUGUUUGGCUCGUGACAUAUUGACUAUUCCCAUCUCUACGGUUCCUUCAGAAUCUUCUUUUAGUAUGGGAAAGAAGUUAAUAAAUCCUUGGAGAGCCUCACUUGGGCAAAAGACAAUAGAAGCUCUUGCAUGUUCUGAAGAUUGGUUACGUGCAAAAGGUCUUAACUUAGGUUCAUCAAAAUUCUUUGGCUAUGGGGAAUUGUCUGUUGACGACGAUGAAGAAGAAGAAGAAGAUGAUGAGUGUCUUAGUAUUGAGUAA